Messenger RNA from Kuraishia capsulata CBS 1993, 5262 nucleotides. RefSeq lists its product as uncharacterized. Gene Ontology annotation, molecular function: phosphatidylinositol-3-phosphate binding. The record is from RefSeq and is a predicted model, not a curated record. Gene Ontology annotation, cellular component: extrinsic component of membrane; phagophore assembly site. The transcript has a single exon. NCBI's taxonomy places the organism in Eukaryota, Fungi, Ascomycota, Pichiomycetes, Pichiales, Pichiaceae. The coding region runs from base 1 to 5262 and encodes 1753 amino acids. Gene Ontology annotation, biological process: autophagosome assembly; autophagy of mitochondrion; piecemeal microautophagy of the nucleus.
AUGGCUCCUCAGUGGAUGCCUCAGAAUUUACAAAAGCGGUUGCUGAGGUAUGUCCUUCAGCAACUGUCUCUGUUCUCUGAGAUCAACCUGCCCAACCUAGAUGUAUCCAUUGGAACAAACUCGCGGGUCAAUUUACGAGACGUUCAGUUGGAUCCUGAGAAGAUAUCUUUACCUGGAAUCUACGUACGCGAUGGAAGAGUCAAGGACUUGACUUUGGUGCUGACUGUGUCUGACGGGGUCAAUAUUGAAGCAGAUGGUGUCGACGUAACCCUGGCACCUUCAGCUACCACGACAAGAGGAACAGAGUCUCCAAGAGGCCAUUUCUCUCUUGCUCAGAGCACUGCUGAUUUUGCCAAUAGUGUCAUGUUUGCAGACGAAGCGCACGAGCCCGACAUCAAGAGUCUGCAGGACUCAUUAGAUAUUCCCAAUGAGGAAAAGGACGACCAGAAGGGCGAAACGUAUCUGGGAAACAUGAUGAACAGGGCUGUUGAAAUAGCGCUGUCGAGACUCCAGGUGGAACUACGGAAUAUCAAGAUCACCAUCAUUCUGGACGGAGCUGUUGUGGAGGUGCUAGUUGCGCAUUUAUGGUUUGCGAGCGAGGACGGGAUCAGAAAGAUCGAUUUCGAGGGGGUAGAAGUGUUGCUAGUCAAACCGGCCACUUCUGGUGGUGAUAUGGGAGAACACAGCGAUGACUCAAAGUCAGAGGAGGCAGAUACCAGCACCAGAACCGACACUUCCGAGACUGAUAGCGAGGAUGAUAUGGACAUGGACGAACUAGAAAGAUCAGGUCUCAUGGAUAGCGUUUUGUUUGAGCAACAGGGAGACAGUUCCAUGUAUAUGAGUGCCACUUCCAACGUGAUACUCUCGGGUGUCAAGCCUGCAGCUUCAGAAAGGGAGAGAACAAAACCGGCCAGAAUCAUGUACAUAAAGGACGGCUCAUUUUCAUUCAAAGGUCUACAAGAUAUCGAGAAGCUCGUGAUUGAGAUUGGAACUAUAAACGUUGCUCUCACUCCCUGGCCUACUGCCCUGGCAUCCAUUUUCGACUCAUUGUCCCGUCUAGUCAAGCUAGCAAAGAUUCAAAAGCGCCGUGAGGCAAGCAGGGAGAGCGACACUUCUCCAGAAUCAACUGCUAGUGAUGAGAACAGAUUUCCAGUUGACAGAGUGAGUAUUAGUGAAAUUGUUUUGAGUUUCACAUCGGCUAUUCUCUCUUCUGGAGAGUUUGCAGAUCCGUCAUCUCUAAGAGCGGUGAUUGGAGAAGUUUUGUUCAGUCAGAAAAAGAAGCCAUCUUUCCAUGGAAUUAUUCGAAGUCUCGAGAUUUUGAAGGGGAUCGACGAAAAGGUAUUCUCAUUUGAAACGAACCAAGAAGUGUCGAAUGCGGCUGGAGACAUCAGAUUCGAGUCCAUUCAGUCUGAUAUCACGAGAUAUACUCUCUUAUGCUCGAAGCCUGCAACAUGCAACUUAGACCUGGCAUCCCUUUCCAUUAUUUUGCGCUUUUACUUCACUCUGGAGCCAUUUUUUGAGGUCCUCGAAACGUAUCUCAGAGUGAUAUCCAAACCCGUCAUUACCAAUAAUAGAACGAGAGAAAAGCCUCAAGUGACCUCCCAGGUGACCUUUCAAACUGCUACUUUGUUCAUAAGUUUGAAUAUCGAUCCAGACACCGUCUUGAAAGCAACGGUUUUCCCUCUUUCCUAUGAUUCAUCCAAAGGAGUCCUGGAAACCGACAAGGUGCUGAUUGAAGACAUCAAGCAGGUUGAUGAUGAUUAUAUGAGUCCGUUAUUAAUGGCGACCAAGAUAGAAUUCAAGUCUUAUCCCAAAGAGCAACAGAUAAAGUCGUUUGAUCACAAUAGCCAGGAGGUUGCGCUUUUCACCUCCUCGAAAUUGACUGUCGAGAGUGUCAGUGUGACCUGCCAGUAUAAGAGGGCCUCUGAGAUUCAGAAGGCUGUUUCCAGUUUUGUGGGUCUUUUACCAAAUUCGCCAGAAGGCUCCAAAACUCUUUCCAAGAAGGUGAGAAUGGGAAGCACGAUAUUCCUCCAAGCCAAGUCGCUAUCUUGUUUUGCACUAUUCAGGACGAUCGAUGUCUCUCUUUUGAACGUUUCUGAGAAGUUUGGCGAUCUCAAAGGGUCCAUAAAGUCAGCUUGCAUCAACUUCUACAAAGAAGGCUCACUUCAAGCGUUUAUCGUUAAGUGCGGCGUCAGCAGGUCGUAUGGGGCUGACCAGGAAGUUCUCCUGGGUAUCACGAACCCUGAAGAUACCAAUUCGCCCUUGAUCACUAUGAGGAUGAAAGAGCCUGGUCUGAUGAAUGUACAUCUGCGAAACAUCACACUGGAGUACUACGCAAGAUGGUUGUCGUACUUUGAGAGUACGACUUUGGAAGAAACCAAUUCCGAAUCGCUAGAAACGACGAAACCAACGUCUCGGUUUGAAUGUCGAGUAUCCAUGUCCGAUGUCGUUAUAGGGCUAUUCCCGGUGUCUUUGCUCAGUAAAGGAAAUCUGAUUGUGCGAAAAGGUAGUGCUGAUGUGUUGGUUUCCGACAAGGUCGCGAUCAGGGCCACUUUGAGAUCAAUAUCUUUACUCCUGAUCGACGAUGUUGCUAACAUACUUAGCGAUGCUGACAGCAAGAGAUAUCGCCAAUGGUUAAACUUUCAUAAUGGGCAGACUUCUGUUCCCACCUGGACCCAAGUGUCUAUGUUUCUGUGCAAAGGAUUUGUCACAGUUGGCUCUCUUGGGUCGCUGAAUAUCGUUGCAACCAUAAGCGACUUCAAGACUGCAAGGGACAGUCCAGGUGCAUUGAAGGCUCUGGUAGAUCUCAAGUUCAAUGCUGACUAUUGCAAUUUUGACCUGUGUGCAGAUUCUGCCCAGUGCAUGCUUCAGCUCUUCAAGGAUUUGAAGGAAACAAUCACCAUACCCUUCUCUGAUAAGUAUAAGACUGAGACUGAAGCUGUGGAUGUUUUUGAAGGUGUUGAAAUGAAUUCUUUUGGUGCCCAUUCUGCUAUGGAGCCUGAUGAUCAGGCCAGAAUACUGGAGGACGAGCUGGACUUAUCACCUCAGAGGUCAAACACUUCUCUGAACUUUGUUGAAGGCUAUUAUACAGAAGAAGCAGAAAGGUCAGCCAAAAGUUACCAACCAUCUGAGAGAAGCUCAGUCUCUAACAACAACUCGAGCAGCACAAAUGCAGACUCAAAAUCUAAAAACUUUGAUUUUGACGAUGCGCAUUUUGAAUCUUUACCCGUUGCCGAAUCCAGAGUGGUGCCUGUGUUAUUCCAUCUGAUAACCUCCAAGGUCACCAUUCGUUUAUUCGACGGUUUCGACUGGAAAGCUACUAGAAUGGCCAUUGCAGAUGCAGUCAAACGCGUGGAAAAGCGUUCAGCUGAACAGGAACGUCGCGCAGACUUCGAGCAAGGACAGUCUGACUCAGUUGAAUAUGACCAAUCAGAGUACCAAUCAGAGGAAGAUGAGGAUGACGAAGAUGAAGAUGAAGAUGACGAUGACCGAGAUAACUAUAAUGGGGUCAUAGAGGAGAGAUUGUUCGAGUCCAUCCAUGUGUCUCUUCCAAUUGGCGCCAAUCCUUCAUCAUUGCCUUCAGGCAUCAACCGCGAAAUGAUAAACGAUCGAGAAAGCACAUUCUCAGCAGAUUCUAACCAGGAAGAUAGCAAGCCUUCACUCACAUUGGGGAAUUCAUCUGCAAACAAGCUGAUGCUCAAGAGGUCCAAGUUCCACAAAGUGCUGAUCGAUGCAUCUGACCUUGAGUUUGAAAUGACUGUUUUCACCAACACUGAUUUAGCAGACGUGCCGAAAAUCAAGCCUAUAGUGUUCGCGGAAGAUGAACUUGCAGAUGACUCAGAAUUGAUCAAUUCCAUGCAGCUGAGAGUGCAAAACUUUCAGAUCGUCGACAACGUCCCUACCUCUACUUGGAACAAGUUUGUAACCUAUAUGAGAGAAGCUGGUGAUCGUGAGGUUGGGACAAGCAUGAUAAGUCUCGUUAUGAACACAAUAAAACCUGUCAAGGCACUGGCUGCCACUGAGAUGGUGAUCAGAGCUUCUGUCUUGCCCCUACGGUUAUACGUUGAUCAGGAUACCCUGGAUUUUCUUACGAGGUUUGGAGAGUUUAAGGACGAGAGGUUCAUCCCUCUGUACGAAGAAGACGAUGCUCUGUUUAUUCAAAUGAUUAAAGUGAACGCGGUGAAAAUCAAACUUGAUUACAAGCCAAAGAAGGUUGACUAUGCGGGAAUCAGAUCUGGCCAUACAAACGAGUUCAUGAACUUCUUUAUUCUGGACGAGGCAAAAAUGACCCUCAAGUCGAUUGUCCUUUACGGAGUCCCUGGAUUCCCAAGACUCAACACAUUGCUGAAUGACUCAUGGAUGCCUGACAUCAAAUCCACGCAAUUGGGCGGUGUUCUUGCUGGACUGGCACCCGUGAAGUCGAUUGUCAAAGUGGGUGCUGGUUUCAAGAACUUGGUAGCGAUACCGAUCAAAGAAUACGAAAAGGACGGAAGAGUCAUGAGGAGCAUACAGAAAGGGGCUUAUUCUUUUGCGAAGACCACCGGCAGCGAGUUGCUGAAAUUUGGAGUUAAACUGGCCACUGGGACCCAGACGAUACUCGAGAAUGCAGAGGGAGCUCUGGGUGGACCAGGAUCUUCUUCCAGACAGGGAUCACCCGGGAAUAUAGUGCCAAUUCCAGCUUCCUCGCGCCAACGCAGGUUCUCAGAUGGCACUGGGGACGAAGAAUUCAUAUAUGCCAUCACCGAUAGGGCAACUUUUGAGGACCAGAUGUCAAGUUCCUCGGCUGUUGAUUUUGGAAACAGACAUGAUAUUCGCAGUAGUCAUCUAAACGAUGUGGACGAUAGUGACGACGAAGACUACAAGGUGUCUAGGAAUUACAUGCCCUCCAGGCCCAAAGUGCGCAGAUCGAGCAAUGGAUAUCGCAGUUACGAGGAGGCCGAAGACGAAGAAAGCCAGAAGAGCAUCAGUCUUUACUCCAACCAGCCCAACAACGUCCAAGAGGGAUUGAAACUUGCCUACGAUUCGUUUGGAAAGAAUCUUUCCUCGGCCAAAGGCGCGAUCACCAGUGCGAGCAGUAGGGCAGCAGAAAGUGGAAGUGCAAAAACAGCAGCCUACGAGAUUGCCAGAGCUGCUCCAAUAAUGGUGAUAAGACCAAUGAUUGGAACCACAGAAGCUUUGUCCAAGGCAUUGUUAGGCGGAAUCAACAACCUGGACCCUAACGAGAAGAAAAAAUCAGAGGAAAAGUACAAGAGACUGGGAUGA